AAAUAUUUGCAAAAGUGCCGAUUAUUAAUUGUACGAAAUUAGGAAAUUUUAAGGAUUAAUUGUGUGAUAUUAUUAUGUAUUAAAUUAAUCAGUUAUUGAUUGCAAGUUAGCUGCAUCAUUAACAUUAAAAAAUAUUGAACGUAAAGCCGGUAUCUAGGAAAUAAUUUACAUUUUGUGUUUUUUAAAAUGGGUGAUACAAAGGCAUUUUUUCAUGUUUGGUGUUCGAAAACUAAAGUUGAGCCAAGUUUUGAUAUUCGACCUACAGGGCCUAAACAUCGUCAAAGAUUUCUAUGUGAAGUACGUGUAGAUGGACAUGAUUAUGUUGGUGCUGGCAAUUCAACAUCAAAAAAAGAUGCACAAGCUAAUGCUUGUAAAGAUUUUAUUAACUAUUUAGUGCGACAAGGAAUUUUGAAUCGUAAAGAUGUACCUGAUGAAGUUAUGGAAAGUGUGGCACCAGCAUCUUCUAUUCAACCACCACCACUGUUAUCUGAUGAUGGUGGUAAUAGAGUUGAAGUAUUUCAACCAGGAAUGGGACCAAAUCAAUUGGGGGAAGCGUAUCGUCCUUAUCAAAGAGACGGUAAUUAUGAUCGUGGUAGUUAUUCAUAUAUGGAUCGAGUUCAACAACAGCAAAGACUUGAAGAAGCUGAAGAUUUGGAUGUAAAUGCACAGAUACAUGGAAAUUGGACAAUUGAAAAUGCUAAAUCAAAAUUACAUCAAUUUAUGCAGAGUAAUAAAAUUAAUGCUGAUUAUAGGUACACACCUGUUGGGCCAAAUCAUACAAGGAGUUUUGUAGCUGAAUUGAGCUUCUACGUAAAACAGCUCGGUAGAACUGUUACAGCACGAGAAACUGGCUCAAAUAAGCAAACGGCUAGUAAAUCGUGUGCUUUAUCGUUAGUACGUCAAUUAUUCCAUCUUGGUGUCAUUGAAGCAUUUUCUGGUACAUUAAAAAAGGAACGAACUGGUGAUCAAAUGGUACCAUUCGAAGUUGCUGUAAAUCCAGAUUUAGUUAAUCAAGUGUCGCGCGUAUUAGAGGCUUUGCAAAUUGAUCCAGUUCAAGUAUCACAGGAAUCAAAUGAAUCAACUUCAUUGUUAAGUUCACAUGUUUUGGAUGAUUUUAUGGCAAAUAAGCCACAACCAGCUGGUGUAGUACCAUGGUCCCCACCCCAACCAAAUUGGAAUCCAUGGACCGGAUGUAAUAUUGAUGAAGGGCCGUUAGCAAAUGCAACGUUGGACCAACUUAGUGAUCAAUUAUUAAGUGAAUCUCGAGAUAAAUUACAAAAUAAUGCAGCGUUACAAGCAUCCAUAAAAGGGCGAGCUAAUUUACCUGUACACAAUUCAAGAAAAGCCAUUAUGGAAACAAUUAAUGAACAUCCUGUUAUUAUUAUCCGCGGUAACACUGGUUGCGGUAAAACAACACAAGUAUGCCAAUUUAUUUUGGAUGAUUACAUUGCAUCUGGUCAAGGUGCAUGGUGUAAUGUUGCUGUAACACAGCCACGUCGUAUAUCAGCUGUGUCAGUAGCUGAGCGUAUCGCUAAUGAACGUUGUGAGGAAAUUGGACAAUCGGUUGGAUAUUCUGUACGCUUUGAAUCUGUAUUACCAAGGCCAUACGGUUCAAUUAUGUUCUGCACAAUUGGUGUGCUCUUACGUAAACUUGAAAAUGGUUUACGAGGUGUUUCUCAUGUUAUUGUCGAUGAAAUUCAUGAACGUGAUGUCAACAGUGAUUUUAUCAUGGUCGUAUUACGUGAUAUGAUUCACACAUACCCAGAUUUACGUGUAAUAUUGAUGUCAGCAACAAUUGAUACAACAUUAUUCUCAAAAUAUUUCAAUGAUUGUCCAGUAAUUGAAAUACCUGGUAGAGCAUAUCCUGUUCAACAAUAUUUCUUAGAAGAUUGUGUUGAAUUAACCAAUUUUGUACCUAGUUUGGAAAAUUCUAGAAAACGUAAAGGUGGUGGAGGUGGUGGCGAUGACGAUGAUGAAGGUGGAAAUCCAGAAGAUGCAGAUGAAAAUUUAAAUAAAGUAAUCAGUGGUGAUUAUUCACCAAGAACACGUAAUGCAAUGGCACAGUUAAGUGAAAAAGAAAUAAGCUUUGAAUUAUUCGAAGCUUUAUUAGUGUACAUAAAAGGGUUAAAUAUACCUGGAGCAGUUCUUGUAUUUUUACCUGGUUGGAAUUUAAUUUUUGCCAUGUCCAAACAUCUUUCACAACAUCCAGUAUUUGGUACUUCAAAAUACACAAUUAUUCCAUUACAUUCUCAGUUACCUAGAGAAGAUCAACGUAAAGUAUUUGAUCCUGUACCUCCAAAUGUUACAAAGAUAAUUUUAUCAACAAAUAUUGCUGAAACAUCCAUAACAAUUGAUGAUGUCGUAUUCGUAAUUGAUAGUUGUAAAGCAAAAAUGAAACAUUUUACAUCACAUAAUAAUAUGACAAGUUAUGCAACUGUAUGGGCAUCAAGAACAAAUUUGGAACAACGUAAAGGUCGUGCUGGUCGUGUUCGACCUGGUAUGUGUUUCCAUUUAUGUUCACGUGCACGAUUUGAAAAAUUAGAAGAACAUAUGACACCGGAAAUGUUUAGAACACCACUACAUGAACUCGCACUUAGUAUUAAAUUAUUACGUUUGGGUGCAAUUGGACAAUUUUUAAGUAAAGCUAUUGAACCACCGCCAUUGGAUGCUGUCAUCGAAGCUGAGGUUAUGCUUCGUGAAAUGAAAUGCUUAGAUUCAAAUGAUGAAUUAACCCCAUUGGGAAGAAUUUUGGCUAAAUUACCAAUUGAUCCACGUUUGGGAAAAAUGAUGGUUUUAGGUUGUAUUUUUAUGUGUGGUGAUGCAUUAUCAACAAUGGCAGCAAAUUCUAGUACAUUCCCUGAAAUAUUUGUAAUGGAACCACGUCAAAGACGUUUAAGUUAUCAUCAAAGAGCGUUAGCUGGUGGACGAAAUUCUGAUCAUGUGGCCAUGCUUAUUGGAUUUCAGUUAUGGGAACAAGCGAGACAAAAUGGAGAAGCAUCUGAACAACAAUUUUGUGAAUAUAAAGGCUUAAGUAUGCCAACAUUACGAGUAACAUGGGAAGCUAAAAAUCAAUUACAACAAUUACUUGUUUCCAUUGGAUUCCCAGAAGAAUCGAUGACUAUACAAUUUUUAGAUGCAGUUGGACCAGAUCCAAAAUUAGACAUGGUUAUGGCAUUAAUGUGUAUGGGAUUAUAUCCAAAUGUGUGUUAUCAUAAAGAAAAACGAAAGGUUUUAACAACUGAAAGUAAAGCUGCACUUAUACAUAAAACAUCAGUAAAUUGUAACAAUACUGAACAAAAAUUCCCCUAUCCAUUCUUUGUGUUUGGUGAAAAAAUACGGACACGUGCAGUUUCAUGUAAACAAAUGUCCAUGGUUACACCAAUUCAUCUUUUACUAUUUGGAUCACGAAAAGUUGAUUGGGUUGAUGGGAGUGUACGUCUUGACAAUUGGAUUAAUUUAAAAAUGGAUCCAAAUGUAGCAGCAAAAAUUGUUGCAUUACGACCAGCAUUAGAAAGUUUAGUAAUUCGUGCAUCAAAGGAUCCAGAGCAAGUGCGUGAACCAAGUGAAGUUGAUGCCAAGGUACUAAAUGUAAUUCGUGAAUUAUGUAAAUUACAUGCGGGUAGUUUUAAUAUAGAACGAGAAUCAUCUGGUACUCCAGCCUUCAUUUCCAGACGACCUCCACGAGGCCAUUCAACUGGAGAUGGUGGUCCAGCUAAAUUUGGCCGAUUUGGAAAUGGUAAUCAAUCGGGUGGUUUCGGUAAUAAUAGAGGAUUUGGUGGUGGCCGAGGUGGUUUUAAUAGAGGUGGUGGCUAUGGUGGUAACCGUUUUGGUAAUCGUGGCGGUUUUAGAAGUGGUAAUAGAUGGUAAUUGUUACCAAAAAUAUAAGAUAAUUAACUUUGAAUUGAUUAAAUUAGUGAAUUAAAUGCAUUUUCAAUCUUGAAUUAAUUUUAAUAAGUCAAUAGACAAAAAUGUAUACUUUAUUAACUAUGAUACGAUCUUAUUUAAAUACAAGCUAAAAUUUGAAGUGAAGGCAGCUCUUAUCGAAUCUACGCAUGACAUACAUAUUAAAAAAUAUGAAAAUUUUAGAUAAUUAUAAAACUUUCCAAUGGUAUUUAAACAAUUUUAUCAUGAAAUACUCAACAUUAAGAGUAUCAUAGAAUCAAACAAUCGUGUUUUUUUUUUUUGCGUACGUACAUUCAGAAAAAAUGUAUUUUUGCAUACCAUUGUAUUAAAAUUGUAUCGGGAAUUAUUAAACUUAUAAUUUUCAUUCAAUUAUCAAUAUUUAAAUUUUUGCCUUUAAAUUAGGCUUCCCUUGUUGCAACAACCUAUAAGCCAGUGUCUUCAAAAAAAUGCCGGCGUUUCCAGUACGGUAGUAGUUGAAAAAAUGACAUUUGUCACAUUUAUGCUUACAUUAUUUCGUUGUAAAAAUCGUUACGCACUACUUAGUUGUAUUAAUUUAACCAGAAUCAUCUAGGUUAGGCUUGGGCCCGUGAAGUCUGAGUCUAGGACGGAAACAUUUAAAAACACCAUCAAAUCCGUUACUGGAAACACCAACUUAUUAUUAAUUAACAAUGGCUUUUUUAAAUUGCAAAUUUCCGAUACUUUUUUGGCAUUGUUGUUUUAAAAAAAAACUAAAAACACAUUUGAUAAGAAAUUCAUCACUAUAAACAGUAUUAUUUCGUGGCAAGGUCUGCCUUUACUAUCAUAGUAUGUUUGACAAAGGAGAAAACGUUCAAAAAACAUGUAAACCCUUUUUUGUUAAUUUUAGAUCCAUUUAUUCUUUUAGAAUUUAUAUUGACAAAUCCUUUUUGCUGUGAGGAUGUAGUUUUUUUUUUUAUAGUUGUACUAAAUUUUUAUUUUAUUAAUUCAUUUUGGAUCGAAAAGGCUAAAUUAAAUAUCUAUUUACGUGUAUUUAUUUGAACGCUCUCAAUCUUUGAUUUUUAUAUAUGAUUA
Molecule: messenger RNA, 4953 nt
Organism: Chrysoperla carnea
Lineage: Eukaryota; Metazoa; Arthropoda; Insecta; Neuroptera; Chrysopidae
Gene: mle
Product: dosage compensation regulator
Exons: 11
Coding region: 187-3867 (1226 amino acids)
Biological process (GO): positive regulation of transcription by RNA polymerase II; regulation of mRNA processing
Cellular component (GO): nucleolus; ribonucleoprotein complex; intracellular anatomical structure
Molecular function (GO): 3'-5' DNA helicase activity; ATP binding; double-stranded RNA binding
Source: RefSeq, a predicted model, not a curated record